AUGAAACUGGAUGGAUGUAUAGAGCCGACCACACAACGGAACCGAGGGAUCGUGGAAUCGUCAGUUGGAACGGAAAAACCUACUGCGCCGAUAUUCUUUCGCUGCCCGUGUAUCUAUACAUUUUUCUUCGCAUCCAAAGCGGCCGUUCUCAAAUUUGGCGUAGCAAAUGCCAUAUAUUCGCAUGAUAUUUAUUCGAAUUCGUUUUACUGUCCCGGUUAUCUAUCUAACCGAAGAAAUCCACAAGAGUUGAAACGUGCUACUUUGGCACGGGACCGCUCGCUCGCAACCAACGUUGGUCAUGGGCCAACGUGGCAGCUCCAGCGUGCAAUAGGCGCUCGGGGUCGGACGGUAUUUUAG
Guyanagaster necrorhizus is the source of this 357-nucleotide messenger RNA. RefSeq lists its product as uncharacterized. The record is from RefSeq and is a predicted model, not a curated record. The transcript has 4 exons. Bases 1 to 357 code for a protein of 118 amino acids. Lineage: Eukaryota; Fungi; Basidiomycota; Agaricomycetes; Agaricales; Physalacriaceae.